Lynx canadensis (Canada lynx) is the source of this 5038-nucleotide messenger RNA. RefSeq names its product tubulin tyrosine ligase like 4 (gene TTLL4). Gene Ontology annotation, molecular function: tubulin-glutamic acid ligase activity; tubulin binding. The record is from RefSeq and is a predicted model, not a curated record. Gene Ontology annotation, biological process: protein polyglutamylation; microtubule cytoskeleton organization. Gene Ontology annotation, cellular component: cilium. The coding region runs from base 363 to 3998 and encodes 1211 amino acids. NCBI's taxonomy places the organism in Eukaryota, Metazoa, Chordata, Mammalia, Carnivora, Felidae. The transcript is spliced from 19 exons.
CUUCCCAGGUCCCACAACCCCCGAGAUUCCGCGCGCCAGCCCUCCUCCCUCCCUGCCGAGAUAGCCCCUUCCAGGCCCUCUGUCCGUCCGCUGGGGGCGCGCGCAGUGCGUGGCAGGCGGCCGCGGCGCCGGCGGCUGGGAGCGCGGGUCGCGUGGUGGUGUGUGGUUGCUAGGGGCGUCUGAGGCCGCCCGCUCGCCCCAGCAGGCCGAGGGAGGAAGCAGCGCGGAGCCGGCGCCGAGCCGGGGCGAAGCUCGGUCCGCUAGGCUGACGGACUUCAAGGAUGCAGCCGCUACUACUGGAGGUGUGUGGCACCUUUUCCGAGUUGGGCCAUGAGGCCACGUGGCCAUGAUGUGGGCCCCUCAUGGCCUCAGCAGGAACAGAGCACUACAGCAUUGGCCUCCGCCAGAGAAACGGCUUCAAGCAGAGUGGCCCCUCAGGCACAGUGCCCGCCCCGCCACCGGAGAAACCCUCCGAGGGCAAAGCCUGGGCUCCGGCCCAUCAGCAGGUGAAGCCAAUCUGGAAACUGGAGAGGAAGCACGUGGGGACACUUUCAGCAGGGUUGGGCCCAGGCCUCUUGGGGGUCCCACCCCCGCCAGCAUACUUCUUUUGCCCCAGCACUUUAUGUAGCUCAGGGCGCACGGCCGUCAUCGCAGGCCACAGCACCUCCUGUUACCUGCACACCCUCCCAGACCUGUUCGGCGGCACCCUCCUGUACCGCCGCGCCGGCUGCAGGCACAAACCGUACCAGCAACUGGAGUCUUUCUGCUUGCGCUCGAGCCUGCCCAGAAAAACACCUUUUUCUCUCCCUCAGAAGAGCCUCCCUGUCAGACUCACUGCCAACAAGGCCCCUUCUUACACAGUCUCCCCCAUGGCUCAGCCCAUGGCAUCCUCAUCUACAGAUCCAUACCUCUCACUGGGAGCGGCUGGGGAAAAUCCUUCGGGGAAGAGCCUGGCCUCUGCCAUCUCAGGGAAGAUCCCCUCUCCAUUCUCCUCCCCCUCCCCCUCCUCCCCCUCCUCCCCCUCCUCCCCCUCCAAGCCCACGCUGAAUAACAACUCCUUCAUGCGGCCAAAUAGCACUAAAGUGCCUUUAUCGCAGGCCACAGAGGGCCUGAAGCCAGUAUCCUCACCCAAGAUCCAUCUUGUCUCCUGGCAUCAUUCGGGGGGUACUGGAGACUGUGCAGUGCAGCCUAUUGAACACAAGGUCCCCAAGAGUACCGGCACUGUCCUAGAUGAUGCCCCUGCCUCUAGCACCCUGUCUGCCCCCAGCUCCUUAGACAUGUCCACCACCAGUGUUGCCUCUCCCCAGUAUAACCGGAGUGACUUAACCACAAGAGCAGAGCCACAUCCCUGUGGCCUGGAUGGCGACUUUGUUUCUCAGGCUCUGACUAAGGAGGUUCGGUUCACUGAGGCCGUGAGGAAGUUGACUGCAAGAGGCUUUGAGAAGAAGCCAAGGCAAGGCUGCCAGUUUGAACAGUCUUGUUUCAUGAACUCCAGCUUGCAGUGCGAUCUCCUCAACAAGAACAGGCUGUGGAAACCUCCCUCAGUAGGCCAGCAGUUCCCUCAGGAGGAUGCUGGAGCAAACAGCAGGAUCCUCCCUAGAGCCCGGGACACGUUGGAGUUGGACAGCACAGUCUUCUGUACCAAACGCAUCAGCAUUCACCUCCUUGCCUCACAUGCCAAUGCGCUCAGCCACAGCCCUGCCUGUGGGUCUACGAUCGACUCCCCACCACUGGGAGAAGACAAAACUCCCAUUCUGCCUUCUCCCUCUCAGCCCCUUGGCGUAGCUGAUGUGGCCACCCGUCUCUCUUCCAUCCAUCUGGGCCCGCUUGGGACGGAGGGGCCUAAGGAAGCCAGGGAGCUGGACUCACCUGCUAGGGAUAUCGGUUCAGCUACACACCUCCAGGUAGACCUGGGUGAGGCUGAAGAUCUAGAAGAAGAGCUGGUAGAUGGUUUGGAAGACUGCUGCAGCCAUGAUGAGAAUGAAGAAGAGGAGGGAGACUCAGAGUGCUCCUCAUUCAGUGCUGUCUCCACCAGCGAGUCGGUAGCAGUGAUCUCUAGGAGCUGUGCAGAGAUUCUGACCAAACCCCUUUCCAAUGAGAAAGUUGUCCGACCAGCUCUCAUCUACAGUCUCUUUCCCAAUGUGCCCCCUACCAUCUAUUUUGGCACCCGGGAUGAGAGAGUGGAGAAACUUCCCUGGGAGCAGAGGAAGCUGCUCCGGUGGAAGAUGAGCACAGUGACCCCCAACAUUGUCAAGCAGACCAUUGGACGGUCCCACUUCAAAAUCAGCAAAAGAAACGAUGACUGGCUGGGCUGCUGGGGUCAUCACAUGAAGUCUCCUAGUUUCCGAUCCAUUCGGGAGCAUCAGAAGCUAAACCACUUCCCAGGUUCAUUCCAGAUUGGGCGAAAGGACCGACUGUGGCGGAACCUGUCUCGCAUGCAGAGCCGCUUUGGCAAGAAGGAGUUCAGCUUCUUCCCCCAGUCCUUCAUCCUGCCUCAGGAUGCCAAGCUCCUGCGCAAAGCUUGGGAGAGCAGCAGCCGCCAAAAGUGGAUUGUUAAGCCUCCAGCGUCAGCUCGAGGCAUCGGCAUCCAGGUCAUUCACAAGUGGAGUCAGCUCCCCAAGCGAAGGCCUCUCCUGGUACAGAGGUAUCUACACAAACCCUACCUCAUCAGCGGCAGCAAGUUUGAUCUGCGAAUCUAUGUUUACGUCACCUCCUAUGAUCCUCUGCGGAUUUACCUCUUUUCAGAUGGACUCGUCCGCUUCGCCAGUUGCAAGUAUUCCCCUUCCAUGAAGAGCCUUGGCAACAAGUUCAUGCACCUGACCAACUACAGCGUCAAUAAGAAGAAUGCCGAGUACCAGGCCAAUGCAGAUGAAACGGCCUGCCAGGGCCACAAAUGGGCACUAAAGGCCUUAUGGAACUACCUGAGCCAGAAGGGAAUCAAUAGCGAUGCCAUCUGGGAGAAGAUAAAGGAUGUUGUUGUCAAAACCAUCAUCUCGUCAGAACCCUAUGUCACCAGCCUGCUGAAGAUGUACGUGCGGCGGCCCUAUAGCUGCCACGAGCUCUUUGGUUUUGACAUCAUGCUGGAUGAGAACCUCAAGCCCUGGGUCCUAGAAGUCAACAUUUCCCCAAGCCUCCACUCCAACUCUCCAUUGGACAUCAGCAUCAAAGGCCAGAUGAUCCGUGACCUUCUGAACCUGGCAGGCUUUGUUCUGCCCAACACAGAGGAUAUGGUUUCCAGCUCCAGCAGUUCUAGCAGCUCCAGCACCAGCCUGCCCAGCUCCCCCAGGGACAAAUGUCGAAUGACCCCAGAACAUUUCACUGCACAGAAGAUGAAGAAAGCCUAUUAUCUGACCCAGAAAAUUCCUGAUCAGGACUUUUAUGCGUCUGUGCUGGAUGUCCUGACACCAGAUGAUGUUCGGAUUCUGGUUGAGAUGGAAGAUGAGUUUUCUCGCCGCGGUCAAUUUGAACGAAUUUUUCCUUCUCGAAUCUCCUCUCGCUAUCUCCGCUUUUUUGAGCAGCCACGAUAUUUCAACAUUCUCACCACCCAGUGGGAACAGAAGUACCAUGGCAACAAGCUCAAAGGAGUAGAUCUGCUUCGGAGUUGGUGCUACAAAGGGUUCCACACAGGAGUUGUCUCUGAUUCUGCUCCAAUGUGGUCUCUUCCAACAUCACUUCUGACUGUCCCAAAGGGUGAUGUGGCGCUCAGUGCUUUCAACAAAUCAGAGACUGGCAAGCUGGGAAAACACAGCUUCUCUGAGGGAAGCAUACCACUCUCUGAAGAUGGGACCAUGCCCAAGCCCAAGAAGACCCAAGCUGGCCAUUCUUCUCUUCCCAGAAAACCCAGUUCUUCCAGGGACAGUGAGGAUACCAGCAACGAGCCCAGCCUCUCCACCCAGAUGUUGCCUCUGAUCAAGUACUCUGGGCAGACUUUGAGACUCUCUGCUUCCCCCACCUCCCAGUCAACCGGUGACUCACUCCUGGCUGCUGUGAGCCCAUGACUGGCCUCUCUCCAUUAGCCCCUGCCUACGAGCACCGGUGUUAGCUACCUCAUGGGAAUUGGCUGGCUGGCCAGCCAGCCUGAGCCCCGGCCCCUUCCUCAAAGUAUUUUUUUGAAGUGGUUGAAUUGCAGAGAUGGGUAUCUGAAGGGCUGGAGGGGUGGUGGGAAUGGGGAGAAGGUGAGGAAGGUUCACUGGCUGGUACCUCAUAUCCCAGCAGAGAAGUCACUGAUGGCCACUCAGCCUUAUAAAGCAGGGUUUGGUUUCUAACUUCAGAGAGCCACGUGUGGUUUGUGUGAGGCCUUGGUGCUGUGAAUGAGUUACAGCUCUGGAGGAAAAAACACAUCGAACAUAUUUGGGCCUGAAGUCCUUUGCCUGUAAUUGAGGAGGUCCCUCCGAAGGUCCUUAUCUCCUCAGGUCUCCCCACCACCCUCUUCCCCACACUGUGCCCCGAGGAGCCACUUUGAGAAACCUUCUGACCUCCUCAGUAGACAGGCAGGGAGAGGCCAUAUGUGAUGAACCCAUUUCCUGUCAUCCUAGUCUUUAGGGGCUUCAUAUUUCCUUUCAUAUACCCACCAGCCAAUAGCCCUGAGUCUGUUCUGACCUCACAUCACUACCUGUUCAACCUUCUAGACUUCUUUCUCAUGAAUGUUAGCUCUUCGCUAUCUGUGAGGUGAGAGGUCUUGAGCUUUGUGAAUUUCCUGUGGCCCCAGUGAAGGAGCCCAGGUAAUCCCAGUUGCUGUUGUCUGUGUCUACACAUCAAAAGACACAACCCAGGGGCAGGGCGGAAGGAGCUGAGAUUUCCCCACAACACACAGGAAGUUGUGGGUUCUUACCUCCUUCACUGAUUAGCGGGGUCUAGCUCACAGGCCACCAGGCGAGCAGAGUCUGGGGGCAUGGCCGGUGGGUUGCAGGAGCAGUCACCAUUGUAGAAUGGCCUUCUAGUCAGACCGCUGACGAAACUCUUGUACUCUUCACUGAAUCUACCUCCCUCCCCAAGACUCCGUAAACAGCAAGUGUUCAAUAAACGUUGACUGAGCGAA